Molecule: messenger RNA, 816 nt
Organism: Labrus bergylta (ballan wrasse)
Lineage: Eukaryota; Metazoa; Chordata; Actinopteri; Labriformes; Labridae
Gene: cdx4
Product: caudal type homeobox 4
Biological process (GO): embryo development; animal organ morphogenesis; anterior/posterior axis specification
Cellular component (GO): nucleus
Molecular function (GO): DNA-binding transcription factor activity, RNA polymerase II-specific; RNA polymerase II transcription regulatory region sequence-specific DNA binding
Source: RefSeq, a predicted model, not a curated record
AUGUAUGUGGGAUACCUUCUGGAUAAAGAAAGCGGCAUGUAUCACCAGGGGCCAGUCAGAAGAUCGAGCAUCAAUCUACCUCCACAGAACUUUGUUUCCACACCACAGUACCCCGACUUUACCGGAUACCAUCAUGUGCCAAACAUGGACACGCACGCACAGUCUACGGGAAGCUGGGGACCUACGUAUGGAGCUCCACGAGAGGACUGGGGUGCAUACAGUCUGGGACCCCCUAAUACUAUUCCUACAACCAUGAACAACUCCUCUCCUGCACAGGUUCCCUACUGCUCCUCAGAGUACUCGCAUAUGCAUCCUCCAGGCUCUGCGGUAUUACAGCCGCCGCCCGAGAAUGUUACUGUUGCACAACUUUCUCCUGAUAGAGAAAGACGCAAUUCAUUCCAGUGGAUGAGCAAAACUGCACAAUCAUCUUCCACGGGUAAAACCAGGACGAAGGAGAAGUACAGGGUAGUCUAUACAGAUCAUCAGAGGCUGGAGCUGGAGAAGGAGUUUCAUUUCAACAGAUACAUCACAAUCAGGAGGAAAUCUGAACUGGCUGUUAACCUCGGCCUUUCUGAAAGACAGGUGAAGAUCUGGUUCCAGAACCGCAGGGCUAAAGAGCGGAAGAUGAUCAAGAAGAAGCUGGGUCAGUCCGACGGCAGCGGGGGCUCGGUGCAUAGUGACCCCGGCUCAGUGAGCCCUCUGCCGGUGCAGGGCUCUCUUUCUCCCUCAGACAUCCAUGGCUCUCUGUACCCUCCUCAGGGCAUGAACACGUUGCCAUCUAUCAGGAAUAUACAGCAGGUGACAGUGACUCAGUGA